Menidia menidia (Atlantic silverside) is the source of this 291-nucleotide messenger RNA. The record is from the annotation of a GenBank genome assembly. Lineage: Eukaryota; Metazoa; Chordata; Actinopteri; Atheriniformes; Atherinopsidae.
AUGAACAGGAAGGAGGUGCGCGGCGGAGGCAGUCGCCGCGGCAACGACACGGACAUGCGGCGGAAGGAGAAGGAGAACCGGAAGCUGCAGCUGGAGCUGAGGUCCGAGAAGGAAAAGCUGAACAGCACCAUGAUCAACUCCAGCUGCAGCUUCCGGUUCUCCUUCUCCUUCCGCCGCAUGUCCUUCCACGAGCAGCUGAUCAGCCCGAAGGAGUUCGUGUGUCUGGCGGGGAAAUCCACGCUGAAGGACUGGAAGAGGGCCAUCCGGCUCAACGGCACCAUGCUCAGGUAG